Thlaspi arvense is the source of this 369-nucleotide messenger RNA. Lineage: Eukaryota; Viridiplantae; Streptophyta; Magnoliopsida; Brassicales; Brassicaceae. The record is from the annotation of a GenBank genome assembly.
AUGGAGGCGGUAGUCGCCGGCGUGCCGAUGGUGACGUGGCCCCUCUUCGGCGAGCAGUUCUACAACGGGAGUUUUGUGAAGCGGUUGAGGAUCGGCAUAAGUAUCGGGUCCAUGGACACUGGGCUGAUCUGGGGGGAGGAGGAAGAUGCCGGAGCACUCGUGAAGCGCGGCCGCGUGGCGGCAGCGGUGGCGAGGUUGAUGGGCGGUGGUGGGGUGGUGAGAGAGAUAAGGGAGAGGGCUAGUAGGCUCAGUGAGUUGGCCAGGGCGGCUGUGAGGAAAGGUGGGUCCUCGUACGUGAAUUUGGACCGCUUAAUCGAGGAUCUCUCGAACCAUAAAAGGGUGAGGAUGUCUAACAUUGGCGAGAGAUAG